Molecule: messenger RNA, 1454 nt
Organism: Oryctolagus cuniculus (rabbit)
Lineage: Eukaryota; Metazoa; Chordata; Mammalia; Lagomorpha; Leporidae
Gene: OR5C1
Product: olfactory receptor family 5 subfamily C member 1
Biological process (GO): G protein-coupled receptor signaling pathway
Cellular component (GO): membrane
Molecular function (GO): olfactory receptor activity; G protein-coupled receptor activity
Source: RefSeq, a predicted model, not a curated record
UCUGGGUCUCCCACAUGGGUGCAGGGGCCCAAGGACUUGGGCCUUCCUCUACUGCUUUCCCAAGCCAUAGCAGACAGCUGGAUUGGAAGUGGAGCAGUGGGGUCUCGAACUAGUGCCCACAUGGGAUGCGGAGCUUCAGACCAGGGCGUUAACCUGCUGCACCACAGCAAUGGCCCCUCAUUUAUCAAGUUUUUAUUGAGCCCUUGCUAUGUGCCAGGUGAACUCCUCUGUGCUGUGGAUGUCAAAGCAAGUAAAACAAACGGGAUCCUAGCAUUCAUGAUGGUGACACUGCAAUGACUUUGUAGCAUCAGUCAGAGAGGUGUUGGGAGGUCCUGCGGCUGGUCUGAGGUCGCACGGGAGUUUUGUGGCACCGUUAGGACUGACCCCCAAGUCUGCUCAAUGCCUAGGACACGGCGCUUUCUCCCCACGGGGGCCCUGCCUUUCUCUCAUCUCCCCCUUGCUUUGCCUCUCCCCAGUUUCUGUCCAGCAGGAUGAACCUAGGGAACUUCACCUGGACGGGGGUUGCCCCUGCUGAGUUCAUCCUCCUGGGCAUCACAGAUCGCUGGGACCUGCGCGUCACCCUCUUCCUGGUACUCCUGCCCGUCUACCUGGGGAGCCUGCUGGGCAACAUGGGCAUGGUGCUGCUGAUAGGCGUGGACGCCCGGCUGCACACACCCAUGUACUUCUUCCUGGCCAACCUCUCCUUGUUGGAUGCCUGCUAUGCCUCGGCCAUUGGCCCCAAGAUGCUAGUGGACCUGCUGCUGCCGUGUGCCACCAUCCCUUAUGCGGCCUGUGCCCUCCAGAUGUUUGUCUUUGCAGGGCUGGCGGAUGCUGAGUGUUGCCUGUUGGCAGCCAUGGCCUACGACCGCUAUGUGGCCAUCGGAAACCCUCUGCUCUAUACAACAGCUAUGUCCCGGCGUCUAUGCCUGGCCUUGCUGGGGGCAUCAGGACUGGGUGGGGCAGUGAGCGCCUUUGUCCACACGACCUUCACCUUCCGCCUGAGCUUCUGUGGCUCCCGGGAGGUCAACAGCUUCUUCUGCGAUAUCCCUCCCCUGCUGGCCAUCUCAUGCAGCGACACCAGUCUCAAUGAGCUCCUCCUCUUCGCCGUCUGUGGCUUCAUCCAGACAGCCACGGUGUCGGUGAUCGCCGUGUCUUACGGGUUCAUUGUCGGGGCUGUGAUCCGCAUGCGCUCUGCUGCGGGCCGUCGGCGAGCGGCGUCCACCUGCGGCUCCCACCUCAUGGCCGUGGCCAUGCUGUACGGGACGCUCAUUUUCAUGUACCUGCGUCCCAGCUCCAGCUACGCCUUGGACACUGACAAGAUGGCGUCUGUGUUUUACACCCUUGUCAUCCCAGCUCUCAACCCUCUCAUCUAUAGCCUCCGCAACAAGGAGGUCAAGGAGGCCCUCCGGCGGACCUUGACUCGAUUCUGCUGUCCAGGACAGGGGCACCGGUGA